Molecule: messenger RNA, 2430 nt
Organism: Cricetulus griseus (Chinese hamster)
Lineage: Eukaryota; Metazoa; Chordata; Mammalia; Rodentia; Cricetidae
Source: RefSeq, a predicted model, not a curated record
GUGAAGUGAAGAUGGACUAUAAAUCCUCAGAGGAGCCGGCGAAGAUACUCAAAGCCUUGGAGCCCGAACCCGGAGUGGCUGCCUGGUUCUUCUGGGUUCCCCAGUUCUGUAAUUAGUGUUUGUUUCUGGUUCCUUCAGACUGAAGACCCGAAGGAUGAGUGGCCAAGCCCCGCCCAUACUCAUGCAGCUGGCAGUACAGAGCCUGCUGAGGGACGAGACUGUGGCUGUCUCUGCUCUGCAGCAGCUACCCAGGGUCCUGUUCCCGCCAGUGUUCAAGGAGGCCUUCAAUCACAGACAAACUAACAUCCUGAGGGCUAUGGUAGCAGUAUGGCCCUUCCCCUGCCUCCCUGUGGGAUCGCUGAUGAGGACCCCCCACCUGGAGACCUUGCAGGCUGUGCUGGAUGGAGUAGACAUGCUAUGGACACAGAAAUUUCUCCCCAGGAAGCGGAAGCUUCAGGUGCUGGACCUGAGGAGUGUGCACCACGGUCUCUGGGAUAUUUGUGCUGGAGUGGAGGAGGGUGGAGCCUGCUCACAAGAGACUGUGUGUGAAAAAAAGCAAACAGCAAAGCCCUGCCCUAGAUACGCACUGAGGCAGCGCUUGAAGGUGGUCGCCAACCUUUGCCUCAGGUUCCAUCUGAAUGAACACCAAACAUACUUGCUGCAGUGGGCCCAGCAGAGGAGAAGUUUCAUCAGGCUGUGCUGUGUGAAGAUGCAGAUUUGGGCAUUGCCCGUGUACACAGUCAGGAAAGUCUUGAUGGUUUUCCAGCCUGACAGCAUCCAGGAGCUGGAACUGAAUACAGGUUGGAGUCUGUCCGCUCUGGUGCAUUUUGUAUCUUACCUGGACCAGAUGAGAAACCUUCAAAAACUCCUCUUAACACGGAGCCACAAGAACACCUUCAAGGUUCUAAAUACCCCUGCAGACAUACAGAAGUGUAUCACCAAGUUCGUUUCUCAGUUCUCCAAACUCAACUGUCUCCAGCAUCUCUCAAUGAAUGGCAUCUACUUUGCCAGUGAGCACAUGAAACAGUUGUUCAGGUACCUGAAGACCCCUUUGGAGACCCUGUCCAUCACUAUGUGCAAGCUUUCACAGUUAGACUUGAAUUCCUUGUCCCAGAGUAAGUCUCUCCAUCAGCUCAAACACCUGAAUCUGAGACUUGUGAAAUUAAAUGAUUUAUAUCCCGUGCCUUUCCAUGAUCUCCUAAAGAGUGUUGCAGACACUCUGAAGACACUAGAGUUGGAGGGCUGUUGGAUGGUGGACUCCCAGCUCAUUACCCUCCUGCCUGCCCUGAGCCAGUGCUCCCAACUCACCAGGGUCAGUUUCUAUGACAAUGACAUCUCCAUGGCUGUCCUGAAGGACCUCCUAUAUCACACAGCCAACCUAAGACAGCUGACCCAGGAGCUGUAUCCUGCCCCUUUGGAAUGCUAUGAUGACAGGGGUGAUGUCCACUUGAGAAGAUUCACCCAACUUUGUUCUGAGCUCGUGGAUACACUCAUUACUGUAAGGCAGCCCAAGGGAGUCUCCUUUGCUACAUAUGUCUGCCAUGAAUGUUGUCAGCGCUGUGUCUAUGACCUAGAGACCAGACUUUGUCGUUGUCGGCAGUAAAUGGGGGAAGGUUGCUUGAUGCUGAGAAAUGAAAGCCUAGCAAUAGGUAUUUAUUCCAUCAAGGGGACCCAGAGCUUAUGGCCACACACUCACUGCUCAGUGUUUAGGAAACAAAAUGGUGUGCAGUAGGGACAGACCCCAAGGACUGAGGUUGACAUGGAAAACAGUGGGGCUCCGAGGACAAGGGUUUAUGGUGUAAAAAAGAUAGUUCUGCAUUUCGUAUUUCUUUCUUAAAGAUUCAUUUCAUGUGUGAGUGGUUUACCUGUGUAUAUGUGUGCUUGGUGCCUGUGGAGGUCAGAUGAAGGGUUGGAUCCCCUGGAGCUGGAGUUACAGGUGGCUGUGAACCACCAUGUGGGGGCUGGAAGUCUAACAAGGAUCCUCUGCAGAAACAUCUUGGCUGCUGAACCAUCUCUCUAGCCCCAAUUCUGCAUUUUCUAAAAGAGUUCUGUCAGGUCAUGAUAAAGUAAGGGCCAGAUUUUGAAACCUGCAUGUUCUCCUGGUGUCCUUCCCUGCCAUUAACCUGAUUUCAGGGUCACUGUUUUCCUUUGACUGUUGAGCUGGAAAGACCCUGUGUUGUCUGCCCUCUUGUCCAAGAUCACUAGACAUCUGUAAUGGUAGACAGACCUGGUUGUCAGCAUGACUGUCAGUAGAACCCAAACUGCUGGGCAAUCCUGUGAGGUGAGAGAUUUUCUUUACCACAUUAUUUGAAGAAAUACCUACCCUAAAUUGAAGCCAUGCCUUCCCUUGGCAUCAUGUGUAGAAAGAAGGAAUCUGCCGGGCCUUGGUGGUGCACGCCUUAAUCCCAGCACUCGGGAGGCAGGGGCAGA